AUGUUUUCCGCUACUGUCCGUUCUGCUUUGAGAUCAAGAUUAUCUGCUCAAGUUCCAAGAACUUCUAAUGCUUUAAGAGCUGUCACCAUCUCCAAACCAUUGACUUCACAAAUCAGAUCUUAUUCUUCAAACCAUCAUGAAGAAACUUUUGAAGAAUUCACUGCUAGAUUUGAAAAAGAAUUUGAAAAUGCUUACGAUUUAUUCGAAGUUCAAAGAAUUUUAAACAACUGUUUUGCUUAUGAUUUGGUCCCAGCCCCAGCUGUAAUUGAAAAAGCUUUACAAGCAUGCAGAAGAGUUAACGAUUAUCCAACUGCCGUUAGAACUUUUGAAGCUUUGAAAUUCAAAGUUGAAACCCCAGAACAAUACCAAGCUUAUUUGGAGGAAUUAAAGGAUAUUAGAAAAGAAUUAGGUAUUGAUUUGAAAGAAGAUUUAUAUGCUGAAGAUAAAAUCUAA
Molecule: messenger RNA, 453 nt
Organism: Candida dubliniensis CD36
Lineage: Eukaryota; Fungi; Ascomycota; Pichiomycetes; Serinales; Debaryomycetaceae
Gene: COX6
Product: cytochrome c oxidase subunit VI
Exons: 2
Coding region: 1-453 (150 amino acids)
Biological process (GO): mitochondrial electron transport, cytochrome c to oxygen
Cellular component (GO): mitochondrial inner membrane
Source: RefSeq, a predicted model, not a curated record